Diuraphis noxia (Russian wheat aphid) is the source of this 2656-nucleotide messenger RNA. Its product is annotated as cap-specific mRNA (nucleoside-2'-O-)-methyltransferase 2-like. The record is from RefSeq and is a predicted model, not a curated record. Gene Ontology annotation, biological process: methylation; 7-methylguanosine mRNA capping. Gene Ontology annotation, cellular component: cytoplasm; nucleus. Lineage: Eukaryota; Metazoa; Arthropoda; Insecta; Hemiptera; Aphididae. Gene Ontology annotation, molecular function: methyltransferase cap1 activity.
UCCAUUCUAAUAUUCUCUUCUCUCUUGACAACUUGACGACUUGACGUUGUAAGUUGUAAGUUGUAACUUGUAAGGCAGAACAUUUUAUGGUUUUAAGUUUUCGUAGUUCAAUCUCGGAAUUGGCAAAUCCUGAUACUCGUUUUUUUUUUUAAAUCAAAAUGUAAUGUCGAUUGUUGUUAAAUAUUUCAUGUUGCUUAUUUAUUGUCCAUAAUAAAUUAAUUCCAAAUACGAGUAAAUUAUUGUUUAAAUUCUACGGACAAUGCAGACUAAAAUGGAUAAGACCGAAGACUCUUUUAAUAACAAUUACACUACUUAUGARUACCAGGUAAAGAAUGGUAUCAGGGAGAAGAAACAUUACGGAAACACUAAUGGUUACCAGAACAAACCAACGCAAUAUGAUGAAGUUGUCGCUCAAUUAUUCAAAAAACAAUUUCCCCUGACUAAUCAAGGCAAGUGGGAACUUCCUAACCCGGAUACCAUGCUGAGACUCUGUAAAUGGGAGUUACCAGAUUUUAUGCAUUUAAAAAAAUYACUUAACACAGUCAAAGAUAAACUAAAUGAUUUUAACUUAACUGAAUGGCAUACAAAUACAAAACAAACAAAUCCAGCUGGUAAAGUUAUAUCUAAAGUUCGAGGAAUUGGACAUCCAGAACUAUUGACCGGUGCUUGGUUGAAGUUUUUUGAACUAUUAAACGAUUAUAAUCUAAUACCUCAAAAAAGCAUUGAAAAUGGUAAGUUGUACAGUGUUCAUUUAUGUGAAGCUCCUGGAGGUUUUAUUUCUGCUCUCAACCAUUAUAUCAUUAGCCAAGAAAUAAACGUCAAAUGGGAUUGGGUAGGAGUUUCAUUAAAUCCAUAUCAUGAAGGAAACGGUAAUCCUGAUUUAAUAAAUGAUGAUAGAUUUAUGUUAUAUACAUUAAACCAUUGGUUUUUUGGUAAGGAUCACACUGGCGAUAUUUUUCAAAAAAAUUUCUACAAAGAAUUAUAUACCUUUGUAAAAAACCGUUUUGGCGAAGAAGCAAAUUUGGUAACAGCUGAUGGAAGUAUGGAUUGUCAAAAUAAUCCUGACGAACAAGAAAAUGUAGUAAUGCGCCUGCAAAUAGUAGAGACUAUGGUCGCCUUAAUGAUACUUCAAAAAGGUGGUUCAUUUGUUAUAAAAAUGUUUACUAUGUUUGAAUGCAAUACGUUAUGUCGAAUAUAUUUGUUAUGUUGUGCUUUUGAUUCAGUACAAAUAAAAAAACCAGUUACUAGUAAGCAGGGAAAUUCUGAGGUUUAUGUUGUAUGUUGCGGAUACAAGGGGUUACAACAUGUGGAACCUUGGAUUCAUACUUAUUUUUCGACUAUAGAUCGCAAUGUCUCUGAUUAUUGUCUGUUUCCAUUGAAAGAAUUGCCUAAGGAUUUCUUAUCAACAAUGUAUAAUUGCUCAAAAUAUUUUAGUGAACUACAAAUGCAAGUUAUUGAAAAUAAUAUUGAACGAUUUGUUAAAAAAAUUGAAAAUGAUGCCAAAAAUUUAAGUGACCUACAAUAUUGUGUUGCUAAAACAUAUGUGUAUAGGUAUAAAAUAAAAAAAAUAGACUCAUCACAAGAAAUAGUUGGACAUAAUAAACUUCAGUAUGAUUUGCCAAAAGUUUUAUCUAUGAAGUUAGUCAUGGAUUAUUCAUUUUCUGAGAAACAGCGUAGGACAGAAUAUCGAGCAUCAGAUGAAGCAAAGUUACUACAAAAUGAAGUGAAUCAGUUUGAUAAAUAUCAAUGGCAAUAUGAAUCAACAGUUUUGUGGUUUACUGCAGAGGAUGCCAAAAUUGACUCAUCUGAUUUUAAUAUUCAAAUGGGUAAACCUGUAUCUGUGAUACGCAGCUCUAAGUUUUGUGUGGAUAUAUUAAUAGACUACAGUAACCGAGCAAGAUCAUUAUUUACUAUUCCUAUUGAAGACAGUAUUAARCGCAGAGAUUACUUUUGGUUACAAAUACCAAGACAGACUAUUAAUGGGCAGUUAAUUGUUUGCGACCUAACAUCGAUUUAUAUUAGUGAUUGUAUCAAUAAUAAUAGAAAACAACAUGAUUCUUUAAUUGCUAUCUUAGAAUCAUUUGAUAAACUUCAAACUUCUGAUAGUUUAUUAUUAAUUGGAUAUCCAUUGCUUACUCAAGUAAAUGUUGGUGUUUUCUUUGUACUUCUUAAUAUGUUCCUAAAGACUGGUGUGAUGAAACCUGAUAAAAUGGGCCAUGCUUUUGUGUUUUGUUCAAAAGUUAAUGGCAAAAAWAUAGAUGAUUUAAUAGCUCUUUUAAACGAAUUAAAAAAGCAUAUUAAAGAUCCCAGUAUCAUAGAUAUAGUUGAAAAACAAGAACAAUCUUUAAUAUCAUUCUUUCCAAUUAAAAAACUUAUGUUUCAACCUAUUUAUAAAGACAUUGUUACUGUUAAUUGUUUGCUUAUAAUCAAUGAAGUGAAAAAAACUGUCCAUUCUUUUUUGCAACAAAAAUGAAUAAUUUGUCAUCAGAAGACAAUUAAUUAAUAUUUUUCUUUGUUAAUAUGUAUUUAUGUAUUUUUUUUUUUAAUAUACUAUUCUCAGUAUUUUAACGACUAAGAAUUAUGAAUAUGUUGUGAUAAUUAUUUUUAAAAUUAUUAUCCCAUAAUAUAUUAAUAUCAUGAUAAUGUAUUAUUUACA